AUGGCGGCAGACGAGUUCUCAGAGCGCAUGAUAGAGGCGUAUGAUGCCAUAGUCCUCGAUCCUAGAAACACAGGCUACAGCUGUGACAUAUUCCGCAAACAUGUCCGCUUUGGAUCAGCGACUUCCGGUCCUCCUGCCCGCGUCACCUUCAUUGCAACCGUAGCUCCGGAGAUGUGCAAUGGCCUAGGAAACCUGCACGGCGGAUGUGCCACGACCUUAAUUGAUGUCACUUCAUCGGCGCUGUUGUUUGCCUUGGGAGGACAUUUCUCUGCCGGAGGAGUCAGUCGGUCACUUAAUAUUACCUUCCUACGACCUGCGCCAGAGGGAACGGAGAUUUCCAUCAAUUGUGAACUUGUGCAUUCUGGGAAACGGCUAGCAUUGCUUCGGGCUGAUAUUCGCAGGACGGAUACGGGGGAUUUGUGUGUUUUAGGAGAGCAUGAUAAGGCCAGUACGCCGAUAGAUGCGCAGAUGAAGCUGUAG
This is a messenger RNA of Nannizzia gypsea CBS 118893, 480 nucleotides long. Its product is annotated as thioesterase. Gene Ontology annotation, molecular function: fatty acyl-CoA hydrolase activity. The coding region runs from base 1 to 480 and encodes 159 amino acids. NCBI's taxonomy places the organism in Eukaryota, Fungi, Ascomycota, Eurotiomycetes, Onygenales, Arthrodermataceae. The record is from RefSeq and is a predicted model, not a curated record. The transcript is spliced from 2 exons.